AUGACUGGGCAUGCUACAGUCGGUGCCCUUUGCUGCAUAUUCGGCGGAUUACAGGCUCUAUAGGUCAUGAGACUUGUAAAGAAGCACAGCACUCUCUCAGAAUAUACUAGGCAUCUUAAAGAAAAUGAUAUAAAAACAGUUAGCGAGUCAAUUGCAAUUGCUGCAAAUCAAUAAUAGGACAAGAAAAAGCAUAUCAUAUUCGUAGAGGGCAAGGCAGUUUCUGGCAAAUAGAUUCUAAAUGCUAAUGCUAAGAACCUAAGUAGCUCUGACACCAUAAAACUUUUAGAGGAAAGCAAAUCUUAAAGCGCAAAAAAAGUUCUUUACUCCUCAAACAAUUACAUCAAAAAAGGUUUGUUCUUAGACAAGUAUUUUGACAAAGAUAUUGAAGCUUAAAACUUCUACUUAAUGGAGAAAUCCAAAGGAGAUGGGAAGAUUCGCUAUAUACAGGUGUAUCCAAGUUCAAAGACUGCUGCCUAUAACUUAACUAUUGCUGAAAAGGAAUCUGAUUCAAGCUUUAAAAAUGGCAUUUGGAACAGGUUAAUAAACACAUUCCUCUAUGCUGGAUCCUAUGUCUACUAUACCAAGCAUUCAUAGGUUGUAUACGAGGGAGAAAACCUCAGCGUCUUUGGUACCUUCUAACUGAACACCUAUACAAACAAGUGGGAAAUCGACAAUCCCAUUGCCUUCUUUGACGGCACUAAGGACUUCAUCAUGAGUUAACUCAGUUCAGAUAAAUUAUGGAACGCGUUGAGUAUUGGCUUUAGAGGGGCAAUAGUUGGUGGAUUAGUAUACUAUGCUGGCAAAUCAGCAGUCAGUUUUGUUCAGAGUUUUAAAAGGCAUCUAUAGUACCUAGCUAGACAAAAGCUUGAACAAGAGGAUAAGGCUUCUCAAAUCAAAGAUGCACCACCCUUCGUGAGGGAGGGCAUUGAUAAGAUUGAAAUCGAAGACUUCGCCUGCGUUGAAUGCAAUAGUGAACCUAGAAAUCUUAUCUUCUUGCCUUGCAAAGAUUGUUACUUGUGUGAGGGAUGCUAUAAAUCAAAAACAGAUAAAUUCCGCUGUGACAGAUGCUAAGCCUCAGUUGACAAACUCAUUAAGAUCUAUGUAACCAACAAAGACUGA
This is a messenger RNA of Stylonychia lemnae, 1119 nucleotides long. NCBI's taxonomy places the organism in Eukaryota, Ciliophora, Spirotrichea, Sporadotrichida, Oxytrichidae. The record is from the annotation of a GenBank genome assembly.